AUGCGGAUCCAAGGAACAAGAGAAACACUAUCCAAAAGCAAUCAACAUCAGAUACCAAUUAAAACGACGAAAAAAGUCCAUAAGGUCAGAGCGAACAGCGCUGUCAGCUGCGAAACGGGGCCAAGCGCGGGCCGGGGCGGGCAGCGCGCGAGGGACGGAGGGCAGGUUAGCGCCCGGACGGCGAGAGCGGCGCAAGUGCACAGCGGCGACGGAGACGCAGACCGCCGGCUGCAAACACGACGGCGCAGCGAAUGCACUGGAGCAGCCGUCGCCGAUCCACGGGAGAAGGGAGCUGCACCACCAGCAGCACGGACCCCCGGCCGAGGGGGCUACAGCUCCUCGAACAUUCGAUCGCUAAGCACCAGCACACCUGUCCACGAUUUUCUGCCUUGGAUUCAAGAGACCACCGCGGAACCCCACCUGGAAGUGGGUUACGCAAGCAACGCACUCAACCAUGCAAGCAGUCUUGUCAAUCCGGUGAGUAUCGAUCGUGCUGGGCCCUGUUCUCGCUCUCGUGGUGCUCUUCCGUACUUCUCACACUAUCUUCUAAGGAAGAAACAGAGAGCGAGGAAGAAAUCGUUGGAGUUGAGUCCAAAUCGUCCAAUUUUGCUCUAA
Messenger RNA from Necator americanus (New World hookworm), 615 nucleotides. RefSeq lists its product as uncharacterized. Bases 1 to 615 code for a protein of 204 amino acids. The record is from RefSeq and is a predicted model, not a curated record. NCBI's taxonomy places the organism in Eukaryota, Metazoa, Nematoda, Chromadorea, Rhabditida, Ancylostomatidae. The transcript has a single exon.